Messenger RNA from Gongylonema pulchrum, 414 nucleotides. Lineage: Eukaryota; Metazoa; Nematoda; Chromadorea; Rhabditida; Gongylonematidae. The record is from the annotation of a GenBank genome assembly.
AUGCAAAAAACGGGAGUAAAGUCAGAGCAAUUGGCUCAGCUGUUAAAAACAUCGGUGACAUGGAUGAUCAGGAGAGGAAAAUUGGAACGUCUGGUCACUUGGAAGUAUGCCAAAGUGUUUGAUUUGUACGAUGAGGCAACAAUCAAAGAUAUUAUCAGCAUGGCAUCAGUGGAUUUGUUGGAAAAUUUGCUGCAUUCAUCUUCGGACUGUGCAUCAGUAUCGAGUAAAUUUGCUUUGUAUUCUACUCUGGCGCAACAUGAAAGCGAAAAGAAAAGAAAAUUAUUGUCCACUGUUCUGGAAGAUGUUCUGAAAGUGACAGUUGGUGUUGCUAAAACUGAUAUAAUUGGAGCUAUUCGUUUUCUGCAGCAUAUUCUUCCGGUAAAUUUUAUCAAAAAAAAAAAAUCUUCCGCUUAA